Linum trigynum is the source of this 3138-nucleotide messenger RNA. The record is from the annotation of a GenBank genome assembly. Lineage: Eukaryota; Viridiplantae; Streptophyta; Magnoliopsida; Malpighiales; Linaceae.
AUUUUAAGAUUACAACGUUUGGUAGUUGUGAUUGUAUUUUUAGAAAUGUAGUAGGAAAAUCACUUUUUGAAUGAAAAGUCACAUUUAUCCUUCAUUUUAGAUAUAAAAGUCAAUCACAUAUAAAAGUUGAUAAAGACAUAAAUAAAAGAGAAGAAAAAGGCAUAAAAAAGAAGAAAAGUUGAUUCAUAAUCUCAAAAUGCAAUCUCAACAAUCUCACCAAAUAGUUGAGAUUCUAAAUCAUUCAUUUUGAAUGAUUUCAAAUGUCACAUCAACAAUUAAAUACAUGAAUUGUGUUUUAUUUUGUAACAAAAAAAUGAUGCAUCUCUACAAUACAUGCAUUCAUUAAAUACAUCAUUUAGAUACGCAUCUACCAAACAACCCCUUAUUUCCUAACUUUUCUAGCUCAUUCAAAUGGACAAACCAUUGAAGUGAAGUCAUUUUAUCGGGCAUUCUCUUCACUGCUUUUCAAUUGUCUUGUUACCGAACUCUUAUUAAAUUUAGUUUGGAUUACUUCCAUUUUGUUACUGUUGGUGACUCGACUCUACUGUCACCCUAGGAAUUGGCCAAGUGAAACCACUUCCUAAAGCGUAGUAUAGCGGAUUAGGUUUAUAUGUCAACCCGGGUCCUAGAGCUGAUGACUACUCAGUGAAUUCUUGUUAUCUAGCAAUGAAACUGGAAUGCAAGUCUAAACUAUCAAACUAACAAAGCAAGUAAACGGUUGUAUUCAGGUUAAAGAGGUCACCCGGAUAUGGUUCCCCCUAGACUGCAGUUAAGCCGGAUUGUAAUUACCAAGUUCAGUUUCUAUGAUAGUUACACUGCGGAAGGUUCUUAAACAGCCUGAAGUCUCGACUAAAGGUCUUCAGACCCUCUCAAUCUGAAUCUCUAGCGGGCGACUAACCUCCACCGGAGUAGACAGAUUGAGGCCCUAAGAACAAAACCUCCACUACCGGAGUAAAUCCGGUACAGAAUAGUGAGUUGGUUCCUCGACUAAAGUCACCAACUCCCUACCUUCAAUCAAGGAUACUCUAUCAACCUAGGCAGAUAUUCUCAUUCUAGGUUAAAGCAGAAACAACAGGAAUUUGAUCAGGAUUCAAGUCAUUCAAUCAUUAAAACCUCAAUCGAAUAUAAUCAAUCACAGAAUCAGUACUUGGGUUCAUACAAUCAAAGCCUAACAUACAAAUCUAGGGUUCUCCAUACCCAGAUGAAUGGGAGAACUACUCCAUGGAGAAGAAAGCAAAAGCAGAAUCAGACACGGAAUUCAUACCGCGAAGGACGGAUUCCGGCUCCUGGACGUUGAUUGGCACUUCUCCAAGCUCAAGCUGGCCUCCAAUGGUGUUGAAGAUCAAUCUAGGGCACUUGGGAACUCUUGCUCGUCACUUUCUCUCUCUAGAAGUCGUUCUAUCUCUCAAAAACUCGAAUCCCCUUGACUUGUGGCUGAAAAUCUGCUUAAAAGCAUCAGUGGCCAAAGCACGGUCGAGGACACGGCCGUGCUUUGCCUGAAUCCGCCCGUGCCUCGGUCAAUGUUAAUUACACGGCCAGCAGUUGGGGAGAAACACGGCCGUGCUUCGCCUUGGACACGGCCGUGUAAUGCUUGAACACGGCCGUGCUUUGUCUCGGCCUUGCCCGUGUAAUCAGCUCAGCUCUCGGCAUAAAAAGCACGGCCAUAGGAACACGGCCGUGUAAUGCCUUAGGUGUGCCCGUGUUUUGGCCCCAGCUUGACGAAAUGACCUCCGAAUGCCCCGAAACUCGUGGUUAGCCUUCCCUUUGACGCCUGGGACCUGAAAUAUGACAAAAUAGCACAACCCGGCGUAAAAUAGGCCAAAACACACGACUAUACCCCUCAAACGGAUAAGAACUAGGGGCGCAAACAUGUGCAAUUACAUCGUUAUCAAAUUCCCCCACACUUAACCGUUUGCUUGUCCUCAAGCAAACCAAGUCAGACACAAGGUAAGCUCAAAACAACAAGGCAUGACAUAUCGGCACAAAACACGUGGAUCAUACUGGCUUUCGAUCAUUAACACAUGGACAACCUCACUGACAACCUAGACAACCACCACAGAUGACAUUCGAAUGCAGUAAAAUCGAGCAAAGGAAGAGUCUCCCUUCUGUUCACCAACCAACAUAGACUCGACUCAACCACUUGUUCAAAACAGUCACAUCAUGCACAAAGUUCAAGAUAUCUAGGUCCUCACCGGGAUAAAGAGUAUAGAGAAUAAGAGAAAAUGAAUCGCUCACUCUCGACCAGUGGGGUUAGGACAAUAUGAUGCGAAAAAUGCGCAUGCUUAAUCUCUCAAUCCCUAACAUCUCUUCACCAUGAAUGCAGCCUCUAAGUGCUAGAGUUCACAUAUGGGGUGUCAUCACUAACUAAUCCGGAGGUCUUAGACACAGGUUCAGAUGACUGGCUAGGGUCUUGGACAUGGGGAAAAGGCCUUUUAGGUGGUGGAAGUAUUCAUACAGCACAAGGUUCCACAUUUCCAAACCCAACAGAUUCACAAUCAAUCGAACCAAUAACUUUCUUUCUGCUAUUCUGCAUUACUCAAGUUCAAAGCACAAGAGCGAAGGAGGUUACAAAAAUGCUAUUAUUUCUAAGCCAGACUGCUAAGAAACACUACUACAUGGGCAUUAUUCAGAUUUUUGGUGGUGGCUCUCUUAUGCUUUCAUUUUUUUCUUUGAUUUUCUUUCAUUAUUUUUCAUUUCCUAAGAGAACCACCACCUCUGCAAAUUUUCAAACACCUGCCCAACUUUUAAGCACUACCUCCAACCCUCACAUUACAUUUAGCAGAAACAGCAGAGAACAUGUAAAAAUCACUCUGUGGAACCUUCUAAAAGAUGCAAAAGGGUGACUUUUCAUUGAAGACCGAAAGAAAGGAAAACACACGGCUCAAAGGGGCUGACUAGGGGUAUGACACACUAGGACAGUCAAUUUGGUCGUGGGCUAAUCCUAUGCCUCCAUCAUCUUAGCUAAUGACAACGUGAAUGCUGCACAUCAUGGGAGAGGAAACUAUCGCACAAGAAAGAAACGAGCAGGCUCAAAUCUCACAUGGCUACCUAUAUGCUCUAUCUCUCGUUCUGAUUCCCUGAACUAGAUGCAUAACUGACUGUCAAAAGCAAGUGAUCAAACAAAGUCACAUUUGGUGG